Messenger RNA from Amoebophrya sp. A25, 1482 nucleotides. The record is from the annotation of a GenBank genome assembly. NCBI's taxonomy places the organism in Eukaryota, Dinophyceae, Syndiniales, Amoebophryaceae.
AAGAAACAAAAAAGGACCGGAACAGACAACUACCUCCACUGCUUCAUCCUUGGCUGUCAAAAGCAAAAAAGGCGACCACAGUAGUUCCUCGUCGGGGGAAGAAGGUGAUGUUCUUGGGGCAACUACUUCAGCUGGUGGGGGUUCAUCUUCGAAUGCUAGCGGAAGCUCGUCUUCAAAUGCGGCGUCUAGUUCAGAAAGUUCUGAUGAAAAUGUUGAAGGAGGUACUGCAACUACUAUGAUGGCAUUAAGGAAUGCAGCAGCGCAUGGACCAUCAGGAAAUUCAACUGCAACGUCUUUUACUGCUGCUAAUAGGCGCCCGGUCGUGCCAACAUCCAUUUCCACUGCCGCUGGAGGUGUUAGUCGAGGAACCGCGCCCGUUCCUCCUCGCAGAGCACCGCCUUCUUCCAGCUCUACUACUGUCAGACCACAAGCAACACGGGCAAGACCUGCCGCACCUAGUGCUGCUACCCCCGCAUCUUCAACAACCCAACAGCCACCCCACCAGACGGUUAGCAAUACUAUCGGCACAGCCAUCAGGAGUCUCUUCGCGUCGCCGUUUCUUGGGACAACUUCCACCUCUUCUUCCUCUUCUCAGCAGCAGAGCAACACAAGACCUGCCAGUGUCUCUACUAGACCUGCCAGUCGUGUCUCUACUAGACCUGCCAGUGUCUCUACUAGACCUGCCAGUGUCGCUACUAGACCUGCCACUGUCUCUACAACUAGUGUGCGAAGACCGCAGUCUUCAUCUGGCUUCAACUCUACUACUAUUACAUCUGCAGAAGUCCCAGUUAGAAGUCGCAGUAGAAUUCUCGAUACGAACAGAGGUGGACAGGAAGUGCCUAGUCGCGGGACAGCAGCUAGGAGUGGUCCCGGUACAAGUUCUAGUUCAACAACUGCAGCACCACCUCCUCCUCCCGCAACAGCUUUCUCGACCUCGUCAGAAGCUGAAUCAAGUUCUGCGACUUCCGUUUCCCCAUCCAAAAGUCGAGGACGACAUGUCACAGGUGCCCUUGAGGAGCGGAAGAGGUCAAAGAAGUGAAGAUGUUGAACAGUAGAAUCAUGUGCAUAUUACUAGUAGUGGAUACUUACAAAGCAGAACUUUUUGAACAGAAGUUGAAUAGUGAUGUCAUAACUUCAUUGCAAGAUGAAUCUAGAGUACGAGUUCAUGUCCACAGUGUAACGAAAUGUUCAUGCAAUCGUGCAAGUUGUAUUAAGUACUGAUAGAUAGUAUCUUCAUCGAAUUCGAAUUUGUUCCAUUUCCACCAAGCAACCUCCUUUUUCCGAGAACAUGACAAGUCAACAAGGACGAAGUAUGUCCAUGUGGGUGACCAAGAAACUAUGGUGCACUACUGCCACUAGAUGGCUGGUGACCAGUCAAUAUGUGAUCAACGUCACAUCGACGAACUGACUUUUUCUACAAGACGAAGGAACCUUCGCCGUAUCUAUAGGCUUUUGCGUAAGUAGCUGCUUCGUUCGUUUUUC